This is a messenger RNA of Phascolarctos cinereus (koala), 6479 nucleotides long. RefSeq names its product collagen type IV alpha 1 chain (gene COL4A1). Gene Ontology annotation, cellular component: collagen trimer. Gene Ontology annotation, molecular function: extracellular matrix structural constituent. The record is from RefSeq and is a predicted model, not a curated record. NCBI's taxonomy places the organism in Eukaryota, Metazoa, Chordata, Mammalia, Diprotodontia, Phascolarctidae.
GUGCUAUCCCGGGAGGUGGAGGAGGAUGAGUCCGCGGCCGGUUGUUUGGCUGCUGCUGCUGCUGGCUGCCCUCCUGCUCAACGAGGAGCGGAGCAAAGCAGCUGCAAAGGGUUGUUCUGGUUCUGGCUGUGGAAAAUGUGACUGCCAUGGAGUGAAAGGCCAAAAAGGUGAACGAGGUCUUCCAGGAUUACAAGGUGUCAUUGGGUUUCCUGGAAUGCAAGGGCCUGAAGGUCCUCAUGGACCUCCGGGUAAUAAGGGGGAUGCUGGAGAACCAGGAUUACCAGGAACAAAAGGAACAAGAGGGCCACCAGGUUCAUCUGGUUAUCCUGGAAACCCUGGGCUUCCUGGUAUCCCAGGCCAAGAUGGUCCACCUGGUCCUCCUGGUAUCCCAGGAUGUAAUGGUACAAAGGGUGAUAGAGGUCCAGUGGGUCCUCCUGGUUUGCCUGGAUUUUCUGGGAUAGCAGGGCCCCCCGGAUUGCCAGGAAUGAAGGGAGACCCAGGUGAAAUCCUUAGUCUAAUCCCAGGCAUGCCAUUGAAAGGUGAAAGGGGAUUUCCUGGACCCCCUGGACCAAUGGGGCCAAGAGGAAAUCCAGGAUUGCCAGGCAUGGAUGGUCCACCAGGAUAUUCAGGACCACCUGGUCCACCAGGUCCUCCAGGACUUCCAGGUGAAAAGGGUCAAAUGGGUUUGAGUUUUCAAGGACCCAAAGGUGACAAGGGUGAGCAAGGUGUUAGUGGACCUCCAGGUGAACCAGGACAAGCUCAAAUAGGAAAAAAGGGAGAUUUUGCUACUCAAGGACCAAAAGGUGAAAAAGGAGAACGUGGAGUUCCUGGAGUACCAGGUGAAAGACAGAAAGGUGAACCUGGUAAACUAGGGCCUCGAGGGAAAGCUGGAAAAGAUGGUGAAAAAGGAGAAAAGGGGAGUCGAGGUUUUACAGGUGACCAAGGACUCCCGGGAUUACAAGGCAGAGAGGGUGCUAAGGGAGACAGAGGACAACCUGGCCCUCCAGGCUUACCAGGCCCUGUGAUAAGCACACAACCAGGGGGUGAAAAAGGAGAGAAGGGAUAUCCAGGUGCUCCAGGAUUAAAAGGCGAACCGGGUCAAAAAGGUUUUCCAGGUAGUCCAGGCCUACCAGGUCCUCCAGGCUUCCCAGUCCCAGGGCAAAUUGGUGCUCCUGGCUUUCCUGGUGAAAGAGGAGAAAAGGGUGACCAAGGUCCCCCAGGACAAUCAUUGCCAGGAACAAGUGGAAGAGAUGGGUUCCCAGGACCGCCCGGGCCUCCUGGGCCUCCUGGCUUACCAGGCCAUACAAAUGGAAUAGUGGAAUGCCAGCCUGGACCCCCUGGAGAUCAAGGUCCACCAGGAAGUGCUGGGCUACCCGGAUUGACAGGAGAGAUGGGAGAAAAAGGUGAGAAAGGUCAAGGUUGCCUAACCUGUGAUUUAGAUGGACGGCCUGGACCUCCAGGUCCACAAGGACCACCAGGGGAAAUAGGUUUUCCAGGACAGCCAGGUGCCAAGGGAGACAGAGGUUCACCUGGACGUAAUGGUCUUGAAGGAAUGCCUGGGCCUCCAGGUUUGCCAGGACUGAGGGGUGAGCCAGGAGCAAAGGGAGAGCCUGGAGAGAUUUACUUUGAUAUACAACUCAAAGGUGAAAAGGGAGAGCCAGGUUUUCCAGGACAACCAGGUGCCCCAGGAAGGGCAGGAACACCUGGAAGAGAUGGCCAUCCAGGUCUUCAGGGUCCCAAAGGCUCACCGGGUUCAAUAGGACUAAAAGGAGAACGUGGUCUCCCUGGAGGAGUUGGAUUUCCUGGGAGUCGUGGUGACAUAGGCCCCCCUGGCCCACCAGGAUUUGGCCUGCCUGGUCCAGUUGGUGACAAAGGGCAAGCAGGUUUUCCAGGAAGCCCUGGGUCACCAGGCCUCCCAGGUCCUAAGGGUGAAGCAGGAACAGUUGUUCCUCUACCUGGUCCCCCUGGGGCAGCAGGAGUUCCAGGACCACCAGGUUUCCCAGGACCCCAAGGUGACAGAGGUUUUCCUGGCACCCCAGGAAGACAAGGACCUCCAGGAGAAAAAGGUGCUGUUGGCCAACCAGGAAUAGGGUUUCCAGGACCCCCAGGGCCAAAAGGUGUUGAUGGCUUACCUGGAGCUGUUGGUCAGCCUGGAAGUCCAGGUCGUCCAGGAUUUGAUGGUUUACCAGGGAAUCCAGGUAUUCCAGGACAAAAGGGUGAGCCUGGAGUAGGUCUACCAGGUCCCAAAGGAUCAUCAGGUCUUCCUGGCAUUCCAGGCCUUCCUGGUGAAAAGGGAAAUGUUGGUAACCCAGGCAUCCCAGGAGAACAUGGACUUAUAGGACCACCUGGGCUACAAGGACUCAGAGGUGACCCAGGGCUUCAAGGAAUCCAGGGUCCAAAAGGUGCCCCUGGAGUGCCAGGAAUAGGCCCUCCCGGAGUUAUGGGCCCCCCUGGAGGACAGGGACCACCAGGAUCAACAGGUCCUCCUGGAAUCAAAGGAGAGAAGGGUUACCCUGGUUUCCCAGGAUCAGAUAUGCCAGGACCAAAAGGAGAUAAAGGAAGUCCAGGUCUUCCUGGCUUAACAGGCCAAAUAGGGUUACCUGGGCCUCCUGGCACACAAGGAACUCCUGGACUUCCAGGCUUUCCAGGUCCCAAGGGAGAAAUGGGAGUAAUGGGGACCCCUGGUCAGCCAGGUCCUCCUGGACCAGCGGGUAGUCCAGGAUUCCAAGGAGUAAAAGGUGACCAAGGUUUCCCAGGUACAACAGGACCCAGGGGUGAUCCAGGUUUCAAAGGUGAUAAAGGUGAUGCUGGUCUCCCUGGACAGCCAGGAUCAAUGGAUAAAGUGGACAUGGACAGUAUGAAGGGCCAGAAAGGAGAUCAAGGAGAAAAAGGACAAACUGGGCCGAUUGGAGAUAAAGGGGCCAGAGGAGAUCCUGGCACUCCAGGAGUACCUGGGAAGGAUGGACAAGCAGGAACUCCAGGCCAGCCAGGUCCUAAAGGUGAUCAAGGUCUUGGGGGAUCGCCAGGUGCUCCAGGACUACCAGGACCAAAGGGUUCUGUUGGUGGAAUGGGCUUGCCAGGGUCACCUGGAGAAAAAGGAGCACAAGGAAUCCCAGGCUCUCAAGGUAUCCCAGGCUUCCCCGGAUUAAAAGGAGAAAAAGGAGUGAAAGGAGAAGCAGGUCGCCCAGGCAUUGGGACUCCUGGACUUCCUGGUGAAAAGGGAGACCCUGGACCUUCAGGUUUUCCAGGAAGGCCUGGAGAGAAGGGAGAGAAGGGAAGCCCAGGGAUGCCAGGGAUGCCUGGUCCCCCGGGGCCUGGAGGAUCACCUGGGAAUGUUGGCUAUCCAGGGAGCCCUGGAAUGCCUGGAGAGAAGGGUGACAAAGGACUUCCUGGUUUGGAUGGCAUUCCUGGAGUUAAAGGAGAUGCAGGUCAGCCUGGCCUUCCAGGUCCAACAGGUCCAAGUGGCCAAAAAGGUGAACCAGGUGGUGAUGGAAUUCCAGGAUCAGCUGGUGAGAAGGGUGAACCAGGUCUUCCAGGAAGAGGACUUCCAGGAUUUCCAGGUUCCAAAGGAGAAAAAGGUUCCAAGGGCGAGUUGGGUUUCCCAGGAUCAGCAGGGAGCCCAGGAAUCCCUGGACCCAAAGGAGAACCAGGAUUUAUGGGUCCUCCGGGUCCCUCAGGGCAACAGGGAUUGCCUGGAGUACCUGGCCGAGCAGUGGAGGGUCCCAAAGGAGAUAGAGGUCCACAAGGUCAACCUGGGAUACCUGGUGUUCCUGGACCCAUGGGUCCUCCAGGCCUCCCAGGACUUGAUGGAGCAAAAGGAGAAAAAGGAAAUCCAGGUUGGCCAGGAUCCCCAGGUGUUCCAGGAGCUAAGGGAGACCCAGGAUUUCAGGGAAUGCCUGGUAUUGGUGGUACACCAGGAAUCACAGGUUCUAAGGGUGAUAUGGGACCUCCAGGUGUUCCAGGAUUUCAAGGUGCCAAAGGUUCUACUGGCCUUCAGGGACUCAAAGGAGAUCAAGGAGAUCAGGGAUUCCCAGGCUCAAAAGGUCUUCCAGGACCACCUGGUCCCCCGGGUCCUUACAGCCUAAUCAAAGGAGAGCCAGGUAUCCCUGGUCCUGAGGGGCCAGCAGGGCUUAAAGGUCUUCCAGGCCCUCCAGGUCCUAAAGGACAACAAGGUGUAACGGGAUCUGCAGGUAUUCCUGGACCACCUGGUAACCCAGGGUUUGAUGGUGCACCUGGGCAAAAAGGAGAACCAGGCCCUUUUGGUCCUCCUGGUCCAAAAGGACAUCCUGGUCCACCAGGUCCAGAUGGGCUGCCAGGUUCAAUGGGUCCUCCGGGUACUCCCUCUGUAGAUCAUGGAUUCCUUGUUACCAGGCAUAGUCAAACCAUAGAUGAUCCACAGUGUCCCCCUGGGACGAAAAUAAUCUACCAUGGCUAUUCUUUGCUCUACGUGCAAGGGAAUGAACGAGCACAUGGCCAGGACUUGGGUACAGCUGGAAGUUGUCUACGCAAAUUCAGUACCAUGCCAUUCCUUUUCUGCAAUAUUAACAAUGUUUGCAACUUUGCAUCUAGAAAUGACUACUCCUAUUGGCUGUCUACUCCUGAGCCCAUGCCAAUGUCAAUGGCACCUAUUUCUGGUGAAAAUAUUAGGCCAUUUAUUAGUAGGUGUGCUGUAUGUGAGGCUCCUGCCAUGGUGAUGGCAGUCCACAGCCAAACAAUCCAAAUACCACAGUGCCCUAAUGGAUGGUCAUCCCUUUGGAUUGGCUAUUCUUUUGUUAUGCACACCAGCGCUGGUGCCGAAGGUUCUGGCCAGGCCCUAGCAUCCCCCGGUUCCUGUCUAGAAGAAUUUAGAAGCGCACCCUUCAUUGAAUGCCAUGGCCGUGGGACUUGUAAUUAUUAUGCAAACGCUUAUAGCUUCUGGCUUGCUACUAUAGAAAGAAAUGAAAUGUUCAAGAAGCCUACUCCAUCGACUUUGAAAGCAGGAGAACUGCGCACACACGUUAGCCGCUGCCAAGUCUGUAUGAGAAGAACAUAAUGACUCCCAGUCUCAGCUAACGUCACAAUAUGGUGCUAUUCAUUUUUUAACAGCAAUGAACCCUAGAAAUAUAUCCUGUGUACCUCACUGUUGUCGAAUAAGAAAACAGUAAAGUGCCUUAUAGGAAUUUGCAUAACUAACACGCCUUGCUUUAUUGGUCCUCUACUUGCUGAAGAAGAAAAAAGACAACAAUAAGCUUCACAUAUCGACAUACCAAAUGGCACUUUUUUAUUUAAGAAAAAAAAAAAGAAAGAAAAAGUCUAUGUGCUAUAAUGUACUGAGUGUAAAGCCACAGCUCAGUCAGAAAAAUCAAGAGGUGCUAGGAGGUAUGCAGUGACUUACAUACUGUUUGACUCCCCCUUGACAUUUUUUUUAUUAUAUUUAGAUUCAUUUUUGCCCCCCUCCCAGAUAUAAAUGUUGUUUAUACCAUUGUCUAGCUUUUUCCAAAAUGGUAGGUCCUUUGAUAUGUACUUACUGUUCCUGUACAAAUAAUAGUAAUGUAAAAAAAAAGUUAUGGGAUUACCAAAUAUGAUUAAGGAGUAAAUAGCCAUAUCUUCCAAACCAAAUGCAUAAAUUUAUAUUUCUCUGCUCUGUGUGGUACUAUGCACCUGCUUUUGCAGAAAAAAACACAACUUUCCUGUGGAAUAAAGAUGGUCCAAAUGUGGUCAGAAAUAGAUAGAUAGAUAUAUAUAUAUUUAGUAAUUUAUAUAGAUGUCAGCAAUUAGGCAAAUCAGGUUUUGGGUUCUAGUUCCACUAUUAAAAUGAAGCUUAUAUAAGUUUUCUUCUUUUCAGAUUUGUUGUCCUUUACGUGAGCUAUGAAAGAAUAGAAUAUUUAAUGUGAAACAUCAGUUUUAUUUCAUCAUUCACUUAAAUACCAAAAUUUUAUGGUGCCAAAGACAAAUCCAGGUUCAUGGCUAUUGUGUUUAAUAUAGUAAAACAUGUACUUUGAGCUUGCUGUUUUUAUCCUGUAUUUAAUAUUUUCAGGGUUUUAAACACUAAUCACACACUGAAUGACUUGAUUUAAAAAACUUAAAAAGGCCUUAAUCUUAUGAGUAUUUUUCAUUCUCUAGACUGGUAUAGAAAACAAGCACCGUCAAAUCCCUAUGGCUGCAUUUUUACAUUUAGGCCAUAUUCUGCUCUGUUAUUCACGAACUAUUGUGAAAACGGUUCUCACUGACCAAAGGAGAACCUGGGCAUGUAUUUACAAGAAGGCAGAAUGGACCUUUGUGUCUAAAACAAUAUUUCUCUAGGAGAUUCCAAAGAUUUUUUUUAAAAAAAAAAUACUAAGGCCAUUUUUAAAAAUGUGUAUUUCUUAAGAAUUAAAAUUUGUAAUAAAAAAUAUUUGUGUAAAAAAAGAGCUUUAAUUAAUUUGUUGUUAGUGUUGACCCAGCGCUUUUAAAAAGAAGUUACUGCAUAAGUCAUUAAUAAAUUUGCAAGCCUUCCACAA